Ascoidea rubescens DSM 1968 is the source of this 642-nucleotide messenger RNA. RefSeq names its product Ssp2p (gene SSP2). The annotation marks the transcript as partial. Lineage: Eukaryota; Fungi; Ascomycota; Saccharomycetes; Ascoideales; Ascoideaceae. The transcript has 2 exons. The record is from RefSeq and is a predicted model, not a curated record.
AAUGACAGGAGAAUAGUUAUUGUAAAGGAAAUUCCUCGGAAAACUGGGUUGAUUACACUAUUGUCAUAUAUAUGUGGAGGACCACUUGAACGUAUUGUUAAAAACAUGUAUCCAAUAAAUUCAGUGGAAUUACAUUACAUGUAUUCUAAAGACGCUGAAAGCUUUAUGAAGUAUAGUCAAACUGGUUUGUUUGUUGUUAGUGGGCGCCAUUUAAAAACAGAAUGGGCUAGUAGGGAUGAUCACAAUCUCGAAGACCACAACUAUUCUUAUCAUGCAACAAUUCCCAGUCCAUUGUUAGAACAACUAAAAUUUGGUGCCAGAAGAUGCUUAAUUCUCAAAAAAGAAGUCAAUCAUGGAGGUUCUUCUACUUCUACUCGUCAUUAUCCAUCACCAAGAAGCCAUUUUUCGGAAUUAGAUAUCAAGGAAAUCAAAGAAGAUUUUGGUAGAUUUGGAUCAAUGGUUGAAGUUGUGCCAAUUAUCUCUAAAAAAUUGGGUCUUUCGAUAAAUUAUUUUGAUGUGAGAUCAGCCAUAUUGGCCAAGGAGGCCUUUGAUAAUAAAAACUCAUCGUUUAGAAGAAAAUAUUAUGAUUGGAACGUAUGGUUUGGUAAGGAUCCAACAGAUAAAAGUUGUAUUCCACUUUGA